Messenger RNA from Equus caballus (horse), 4176 nucleotides. RefSeq names its product melanoma-associated antigen 10-like. Lineage: Eukaryota; Metazoa; Chordata; Mammalia; Perissodactyla; Equidae. Gene Ontology annotation, biological process: negative regulation of transcription by RNA polymerase II. The record is from RefSeq and is a predicted model, not a curated record. Gene Ontology annotation, cellular component: nucleus.
CCCGGGAUCCAAACCGGCGAACCUGGGGCCUCCGAGAAGCGGAAUGUGCGCACUUAAGCGUUGUGCCAGCGGGCCACCCUUGAGGCUUUGUCUGAGGGGGGACUCUGUGGAGGGAGGAGGCCUGGGCCCUGCUCGGCUUCAAGAUGAGGACCCUGAGGGAGGGGACCUGCCAAUCCAGACAGCGGGCCCCGCAGAAGCCCUCGUGUCAGCCCGACUUGGCGGGCUGAGAGCACAGGAGCCCCUCCUUACGCCCUGCUUUCCGUUUCCGGUUCUCAGGGAGCCGGCGGGGUGGGCCGAGGGAGCGUCAUCAGGUCGGCAGAAGCGAGAGGGUGCCGCCCCGUGGGGAAUCAGUGUGACUACUUUGAGGAUGGACGGUGGCACCUUCUAGAGAGAGAGGCCCCCAAACCCCACUCUGCCCCCACUGUCGACCGCGGGAGGACUCGGGCAGGGGCGGCCGGAUGCGGUGCUCCCUUGCUUCUUCCAGGAAGCGGUUGGGCUUGUCUCAUGGAAGCGAGGCCUUCGUGUGGGGGGCAAUGGGAAUACCCAGCAGGAGGACAGAAGAUGCCUCCUGCUGCAGAACAGAUGGGGUUCAGUCCCUGCUGUCAAGCCCUAGGAGACCCUGGUGGGAGUGGCGGGAUGUGGCCUCUGCUUUUAUCUGGAGGUUUUCAGGGGAGUGAGGUCCUGGGUCUGAAGGGGUGAGGGUGGAUCGGCAGGGGCAGGAGUCCCAGGCCCUACCCAGGGUCAGUUUCAGGACUGAGGGCACCCCCUGCACCAGAACACAUGGGGCCCGAAGGUUCUCUGCCCUUGCUGUCAACACAGGCGUGCCAGGGGCGUGGUUACUGGCCGUGGUCCCCCUCCCGUUCUUCUGGGUCGGGGGUGGGUGUCUGGGAGGUGAAGACUUUGGUCUGAGAGGUAGGGCCGGAGUUCAGCAGAGGGAGGAGUACCACAGCCUGCCAGAUGUCAAGAUGAAGACUCAUUUAGAGGACCUCUCACCCCAUAGAGAGAGGUCUCACAGCAACUUGUCCCUGCUGCCAGCCCUGGGAAGCCACACGGCAAGGUUGCCAAAUGUGAUGUUUCCUGACUUCCACUUUGGGAGUCUGAGGGAGGUGAGGCUUUUUCCGAGGGGUGUGACCUCAGGUUAAAGAGUACAGUCCCAGGCCCUGCCAGCCAUCAAGGAGAGAACAGUGAGGGAGGAUUGAGAGGACCUCACACCCCAGGUAGAUGUGACCUGAAAAUACCCAAAUCCUAGAGAAAGGGGACCCCGGCCCUGCCGCACCUGCCAACCCGAGGAGACAAGGAAGCAAGCAACACAAGCAAGGUUGGCCAGAUGUGACAUUUUCUUACUUUUGUCUGGGGGAGGUGAGGGCCUUGGUCUGUGGAGGUGACAGUCCGAGGGGGAGCCACAUCAGUUCAGAAGAGGGAGGAGUCCCAGGCUCUGCCAGGAGUCAAGGACCCUUGGUGAGGCCUGAAGGCCCUGGGAGGGUCUGGGAAGGGGGCCCGGAGGGAGGAGCUCUCACUUCUGCCCAAAGCUCUACCAGGAGUCAAGAGGGUGGAGAGUCUCAGGGCGGUGAGGUCUUGGUUGGAGGUGGAACUUCAGGUCAGCAGGGGGCAGGAGAGGCCUUGCCAGAAGUACAGAUGAAAACCUUGAGGGAGGGUUCAUGGUAUUCCCUGGGCCAGAACAGACCCCAGGCAGAGGCGGCUGGAUUUGGUGUCUUUUUACUUCUGUCUGGAGUGUCCCGGGGAGGUGAAAACCUUGGUCUGAACUGGUGACAUCAGCAGAGGGAGGAGUCCCAGGAUCUGUGAGGAGUCAAGACAAGGUAAGGCCUUGAAGGAGGACUAAGUGUAUCCCUCAACCAAGACAGAGGGGCCUCACAGAAACUCCACCCUGUCCCCACUGUCUACCCUGGAAGGAUCUCGGCAGAAAUGCCUGGGUGUGGUCUGCUCUCACUUCCUGCAUGGGGUGGGUGGAGGUGUCUCUGAGAGGUGAGGCCUUCAUCUGAGAGGGUGAUUUCAGGUCACCAGAGGAGGUGAAGCCAGGCCCUGCCAGGAGUCAAGAAUACUUUAAUGGCGGACAGAGGGAACCCCCUCAUCCCAGAACGGAUGGGGUUCAGCCCCUUUGUCCGCCCUAGGAGACCCCAGGCAGGGGUGGCUAGAUGUGACGUCUCUUCACUUUUGUCUCGAGUGUCUCAGGGAGGCAAAGGCCUUGGUCUGAGUGUGAAGACAGGUCAGCUGAGGGAGCCACAUCAGGUCAGAAGAGGGAGUAGUCCCAAGCUCUACCAGGAGUCAAGGCCUGUGGGAUCUCAUCGCCCAGCAUCCUGCUCACACUUCUACCUGCUGCCUCCAACAAGAGUCAUCAUGUCUGACGCUCCAAAGCAUCCAUGCCUCACAUUUGAGCCAGACUUUUGGGCCCAAAAUGAGAUACAGAACCUGUCAGUAGCACAUGUUUCCACAGCUGAGGAGGAGGAUGAUAUCUCCUCCAUUUCCUCUUGCUCUUUCACCUUCUCCUACCCCUCCACCUCCUCCUCCCCCCCUUCCUAUCCUGUGAUCCCAAGCAGCACAGAGGAGGAGGAGGAGGAAGAGGAACAGGAGGAAGAAAAGGGAAAGGAAGAGGAGGGGGAGAAAGAGGAAAAGUGGGAGGAGCCUGCCACUGUGGCAUUGAGUCCUCAUCAGAGUCCUCCAAGCUCCUGCUCCUUCUCCUCCACUUCAUGGAGCACAUCAGACGGAGGCUUCAGCAGCCAAGGAGAGGAAGACACGAGCUCCUCGAAGACCUCAGCAGAUACUGAAUCCUUGCCCAGGGACUGGCUAGAUGAGAAGGUGACUGAUUUAGUGCAUUUCAUGAUCCUCAAGUAUCGAUUGAAGGAGCCCAUCACAAAGGCAGAAAUGCUGAAGAUUGUCAUCAAGAGGUACAAGAAACGAUUCUCUCUGAUCUUCAAGAAAGCUUCUAAGUGCUUGGAGGUGAUCUCUGGCAUUGAUGUGAAAGAAGUGGACCCCACCAUCCACUCCUAUGUCCUUGUCAACUCACUGGACCUCACCCAUGAUGAGAUACUUAGUGACAACCAGAGCCUGCCUAAAAACGGCCUGCUGUUAAUCAUCCUGUGUGUGAUCUUCAUAGAGGGCGACUGUGCCCGUGAGGAGGACAUUUGGGAGUUCCUGAAUAUGAUGGGAGUGUAUGCUGGGAAGGAGCACUUCAUUUAUGGGGAGCCCAGGAAGCUCAUUACCAGAGAUUGGGUGCAGGAGAAUUACCUGGAGUACCGGCAGGUGCCUAAUAGUGAUCCUACACGCUACGAAUUCCUGUGGGGUCCAAGGGCCCAUGCCGAAACCAGCAAGAGGAAAGUUCUGGAAUUUUUGGCCAAGAUAAAAGGGACUGACCCCAUUUCCUUCUCAUUCUGGUAUCAAGACGCAUUAAGAGAUGAGGAAGAGAGAGCCCGGCCCAGAGUUGGCCCCGGGGAUACUACUACUGCCAUGUUCAUUGCACAGCAACGAUCAGCAGCCUCUCCUGCCCCAACUGAAGAAUGAAACCACAUCUUCACUCUCUUUGAAAAGGGCAGUGAAAGUUCUGAGUAGAAGAGCGUCAGGGUCACCCUGGGAAAACACAGCUUUGUGUUCCUGUUCUCUAUGGGUGACUUGAAGGUUUAUCUUUUUUUUUCCUCUUGAUAUUUUAAAAAAUAUUUUUUAUUGUUAUCUUUUUAAAGAUUGGCACCUGAGCUAACAGCUGUUGCCAAUCUUCUCUUUUUUUCUUCUUUUUCUCCCCAAAGCCCCCCAGUACAUAGUUGUAUAUUUUAAUUGUGCAUCUUUCUAGUUAUUUUUUAAAUGCUGUUACUUUUAGCAGAUUUAUUAGCUUUAAAAUGUUAAGUUUAUGAAUGACACUGGACACAUUUAUUGCUUUUUAUCAGGUUUAAGAAUGAGAGUUUUGAUAAUUUGUAAAACAAAUUGGAGAACCUUCCAUCUUCUUUUGUGAUCUGGAACAAGAUAACCUGACGUUGGAAUAAGAAUUGCCUUGGAAAUGUAAAAGAACUCAGCAGGAAAUAGAGAAAAAAAUGUAAAAGUUGGUUAAUUUUUGGAUUCCCUCAACCACUUUAGUCUGUUGUUCUGUAAAAUUGAAAGAUACACAGCUGGAUUUGCUUGACUUAUUCAAGAAAGUAGGAAUAAUCUUAAUUAAUCUUAAUAAAUGAACGA